Messenger RNA from Morchella importuna, 219 nucleotides. RefSeq lists its product as uncharacterized. Gene Ontology annotation, biological process: vacuole fusion, non-autophagic. Bases 1 to 219 code for a protein of 72 amino acids. Gene Ontology annotation, molecular function: endopeptidase inhibitor activity. The transcript is spliced from 3 exons. NCBI's taxonomy places the organism in Eukaryota, Fungi, Ascomycota, Pezizomycetes, Pezizales, Morchellaceae. The record is from RefSeq and is a predicted model, not a curated record.
AUGAAGACCUACAUCGUCACCUUCAAGCCCGAAACCACCGAUUCUGAGAUCCAAAGGGCAAAGGACGAUAUUGUUGCCAAAGGCGGUUCCAUCGAGCAUGAAUACACUCUUAUCAGGGGUUUCAGCGCGAAAAUGCCCGACGGACCAGCCAUUUCAGCCUUGGAGGCUUCGCCGCAUGUCGAGAACAUGGAGAUGGACCAGGAGGUCACAACUCAGUAG